Molecule: messenger RNA, 1861 nt
Organism: Lobosporangium transversale
Lineage: Eukaryota; Fungi; Mortierellomycota; Mortierellomycetes; Mortierellales; Mortierellaceae
Exons: 8
Coding region: 101-1747 (548 amino acids)
Source: RefSeq, a predicted model, not a curated record
UUUUUCCUUUCUGCUUCUUUGCCUUUUCUUGAUCACUGUCAUCAUUUAUCAACUAGUUAGUUUGUGCUUUUGUUCAAAGUAGUGUAACUCUCCUUAGCUCAUGACAAUCCAUAAUACAAAUAUCCCAAACAGGGAUAGUGGCGAUACCAAUGGUCAGCCGCAAAGGAAUAAUAUGAAAAACACAUCAAUGUCGGAGGCAACUUUCGCAAACGCUGCUCUUACCUCUAAUCCUCAAGAUAGCAAAGAAGCAUCGACAACCAAAUCCUCGUUUCCAAUGACCUUAUCCUCUUCCUAUUCUUCUUUAUCUUCUGACCCCCUAUCAUCUUCAAUUGGAUCACCCUUCUCUAACCGAUCGCGAAAACUUCCUAGACACGACGAUCGGGCCAAUUGGGUCAAUGGCAAGCGUCCUAAAGGCUAUCGUACUCCUGAGGGCAGAGAAGCAGCAGAAAAAUCUAAAAAGUUCAAGUCUGGCACAACCAUCCCUCACCUUGUUUACUCUUGCAAUACCUAUGAAGGAGUACUCAAACAUGCGCUAUUGGGUGCAAUCCGCUCUGGAGGUGUGUCAUAUGGAGCCAAGGCUUUGGUAAACCUCUGCUUGGGCAUGUUGAAAGUGAUGAAUGGAAAGACUUCUUUCGCCAAAGUAUUCAAAGAUGCGUUCGUUGGCGCUGAUGCCAUGCGUUUUGGGGCCUUCUUCGGCGCGUUUUCUUUCUUGUGGAAAUUCGUAAAUAACGGCUUAAAGCUGUAUCGUGGCACGGAUGACAGGAUCAAUGGCGCUAUUGCUGGUGCAAUUGCUGGUCUUGCUAUCCUGAUUGAGAACCACGAAAGACGGGUGACUUUUGCACAACAGAUGUUUAUGAGAUCUAUCCAAGGGAUCUACAAUGCUGGGAAGCAUAGGGGUCAACUAUCAUUGCGCCAUGGAGAUGCUCUUCUGUUCGCCAUCGGAUCUGCACAGAUCAUGUAUGCUUACACGAUGCAUCCCGAUACGAUCCCGAAAGAGUUCCUGGGCUUCAUGAUUAAGACCGCUCGUGUACCAGCAGAAUCCCUAGCCUUCAAUCGUCUUAAUGUCCGUGGCUUUCCUUUAGAUUUGAAACAGGCUCGUGCUCUCAUAGACCGGCACAGGCCAACAGCGCGAGCCAUUCAAACAAUGUCUACAAUGACAGAGAAUGUGAGUGUGAUUCCUUGUGAGCUUCUUCACCCUUGGGUCGAUUCUUGCAAACAAACAAACACGGAGCGCUUCGCCCAGGUGACAAAAGAAAUCUUUCCAGUCUAUGCGACCCUAAACUUUGUGCCGCUCUUGGUCCUGAGGAUGAAAAGAUUGCUCAAAGAUCCUGCUAAAGUAAUAUCAAAAACCACAUUCAACGCUCUCCGCUCGUCUGUCUUUCUGGCUAUCUUCGUCGCAGGCUACCAAACACAAAUUUGUACACACCGUAAUCUCUUGAAAGCCGGGUGGCCUUUAGGCAAUAGCAAGUACCUUUAUUGGCUCUUUGGUCUGGUAUGUGCGGGUGUCUCUAUCAUGGUAGAACAAGAGAGUCGCCGUUCAGAGUUAGCUAUGUAUGUACUUCCGAAGGCUGCUACAAGUCUCUACAAGAUACUAUAUCGAAAGAAUUGGGUGAAAGGCGUCAAGUACUGGGAAGUCAUGACGUUCUCCUUUGCUAUGUCACUCAUUAUGUCGUUUUAUCAGCAGGAGGAACAAGUCUUAUCGCCAUUUGUAACAAGAUUGAUCUAUCAUGUUCUCGGUCGGAGCUAAAUACCCGAGAAAUGCUCUUAUGUACUCUCUUUGUUCACCCAUACCCUUAUUGCCCUCAGCAUAUUUUUUUUUUUAUUUUUAUUCCUCAUAAAAAUAAAGAAAGGUGUUCACCCU